UUUCAUUGAGUAAUUUGUACGGGAGUGCAGACGACAACCGGUGCAGUCGAAUGCUGGAAACCCUCGUGGUAGCGCGUCUUCAGUGUUAGUGCUUCUUGUUUGUGACUUAUCCUUAGGAUUACCUGAAAUGGGGCCGCUCCAGGUGCUCCUGCUAUUGAUCGUCACAACAACAAUCCGAUCCGCAGAACCAGAAAAACCACCUCCGACCAUCACCCGCACAGAGAUCAAGGUUUCCAGGAGUCUAAAUCCCGAAGACAUGCAAACUCUUAACGUCGUGACGAAAGAUGGGAACGUUGCACAACUUAUCGUAAAAAGACGCGAUAGAAAAACUGAAACGUCGAAGAGUGAUGAUGUUAAGGAUAACCACAUUUCACGAGCCAUUUAUACGAACUGGAUCCCGGUUUCUUCAUUCUACUACCAACCGAAUAUUAUCCGCUUAGAUACGAUUGCCUUGGUGCGAAACUCCACUCAAGAAAAGAAAUCAAAUGUCAUUGAUAGUGAUAGGAUUCCGAACGUGCCAAAACCGGUUACUAUUCGGUCGGGAGACAUUUAUAUAAAAAACAGUGACAAAAAGCGUGGUCGUUCUAUUGUGCAAAUGGAUCAAGACGGAAUUCCAGUCAUUCACGGUGUUCGUGUUCCUGAUGAUGAAUCGGAUAGGCAGACCUGGAGGAAUGCGAGGGUGAUCAAUGGUGAAUUAGUACCGUACGAAGAAGGGUAUAAACCUCCAGCUGCUGUUCCGAUCGGUCAGUUGAUUUAUGCUAGUCAGGCUAAAGAUAAAGAUGACAUGAGAAGUCUUGGACCUUUCACGAAACAGGAUAACUACAAGGAUGAGAGUCAGAAUAGUUUUGGUCCUUUCACCGUCAAGGAUAACCUUCCAGGCGAAAAACCGAAACAGAAUGAAGAUUACGUGCGUUUUAAUAGUCAAUCAGGAAUCGGUCCAUUCACGAAAGCGGACAAUGCCAAACUCACUAGUUCUAAACUGAUUGAUUAUAUCAAAGAAAUUAACGCGAAGGAGAGUAAAAGAGAUUACUUCGCACGGAGGAAGUACAGAUCUUACGAUGACAAUUCGCAAAUGCAGAGAAGGAUGUUGCAGUAUCCUGGACAACACUCGUAUCCGAACUCGUUGUUGUACACCCCGACGAGUGCCAAACUGAGCCCUGUUACAUUCAAUGAGGGUGUUCGCACCCCUGUUUUACAGUAUGCCCAUCCAGAGUUAGGGGUGCAGCCGGCAAAAGCCACGCCUGAAGAAGACGAAAUGAUUCAGUACAAAGACAAUCAAUAUGAAGUGGACAGUGGACGUCAAUCGCAAUAUUACGACGAUAACGUUAACACCGUAGAUUAUUACAGGAAAGAUGUUAUGAAUUAUCCUUACAACACUUACUACAUUAAACCGAAGCCAGAACAACCCUUUUGGAUUCGAAUAACGGAGAGUAUCAAAGAUAACGUUCAGAGUGGGUUUGAGAGAAUGCAACAACUAACUCGCCCCGUGUUUGAACCCUUGGUGGAAGCAACUCACAAAAUUUCUCACAAUCUGGGUUUUUCUAAAGAACCUCAUGCCCAAAAUAAAGUGGGCUUGAUAGCCCCUAUGGGAAGUUCCGUCAUUUUGCCCGCUUUGGGUCUAGUGGCUGGUGGCGCAGCUUUAGGUUUAGGCGCAGCCGCAGUGGGUAGGUUUUUGAACCCUGCGGAUAUGAGAGGAUUUCAGGGUGUUAACCCUAAUGAUAUCGUCGUUAUAAUGGAAGAACCUCCCACUCAAGAACACGAAGAACGUAAAAGGUUUAGGCGAAACGUGGAAGAUGAGUUUUAUAUGCAAAAAUUAGUUGCUAAUGUGGAGAAGGACAAGGGUUUGCACCACUUCGCAGCACCACAUUUUUGGUCCGACACCCCCUGUGCCAAACGACUUUUCUGUGAUGUAAUGGUACGCCAAAACGACGAUGAGGUGGUGUUAAUGGAGAAGAAAAUGGACAGUUUGAUGGCAUCGGUGCAUCCCGACGUGGCGAAUCAAGUCUCGCAUCAUCUCCAAGAAGUCAUGGACGCGGUGAAGAUGAGAGAUUGCUCGAAAUUUUACUGCAGCAGGAGGUACACGUUUCCGGCACCGGCGGCAUAAUAAGCUAAAUUAUCGUGCGAAAAAAAUUGUUGUAAUUAUUUGUUUCGACCACCCAUGACAACUGUCCUAAAAAACCAUGUUGUAUUAUGUGAAUAUUUAUUUUGUUAAUUUUAGUAGUUUCCGUUGAAACAUUAUAUUAAUGUUACCUAUAUAGUAUUGUGUUAGAUAAUUAAAAAAUGUUAACUAACAAUUGUGCAAACGAUUGUUCGUUUGAAUCUAUUGCCAUAUUUUUUUACGUAUGGUAUCAAAAUUUUGUAUUAGGUACAGCAUGCGCCAAAUUUAGUAUUUUGUGAACAGUUUGCAAAAAUGGUGUGAAUCAAAAGUGGGGUUGUUACGAUUUCACUCGCAAACUGUAUUUUUGUCCACCAUUAUUUUUGUGUUGUCAUUAUUUAUGUGACAUAGACGUUAUAACUAUUAGUGAUAUUAAAUAACUUGUACAUAGUUUUCGAGCUUAUCCUAAUUUAUAAAAUAGUAUGUUUUUAUGUUAAGAAUUAAUUUUUUCGAAUAAAGCUUUAUAAAAUA
Molecule: messenger RNA, 2626 nt
Organism: Zophobas morio
Lineage: Eukaryota; Metazoa; Arthropoda; Insecta; Coleoptera; Tenebrionidae
Exons: 4
Coding region: 128-2104 (658 amino acids)
Source: RefSeq, a predicted model, not a curated record